Messenger RNA from Protopolystoma xenopodis, 750 nucleotides. NCBI's taxonomy places the organism in Eukaryota, Metazoa, Platyhelminthes, Monogenea, Polystomatidea, Polystomatidae. The record is from the annotation of a GenBank genome assembly.
AUGCUCGUGGAGGUUGUUGUAAUAGAACUUUUAUCUACGAUCACAAGGACAGUAGAGUGCACAAUGUUUUGUCCUACAAAUAUCUUUGCUCCUCCUGAUUUCCAUACCAUUCCAUUGUCUAUUUAUUUUCAGAUUCGUCCUUUGACGCGUUAUCUACCGGUCCCGGAUGACAUCACCUUCGAUCUUCGGCAUCAUCUUGCCUUUGUUUGCGGCCAUCCGCUUACGGCCCAACCUAUCGUCCAGAUGAUCAACGUGAACCCACAGUACUGCACCGGCUACCUGUGGAAACGUGUGGGCUACACCAGUCGUCAGACGAUGCAGACCUUUGCCAGUGGCCAGAACACCAACCUUCACCAACACCACCAACAGCAUCGACAGCCCGAGGAUGCAGGCAAGAUCCAGGCCACUCGCCGAUCGCGGUCCAUGGGCAAAUCGGGCCGCCUGAAGACGACUCGAAGUCCAACACCGAGCGAGUUGACAAGCACCAUGACUACCCGUUCUUCAACCGAUGUGAACACGCUUCCCGUGCUGGAGGGUGGUGAUCCGGCGUCGGCGACUCGCGAGCCCACGGUCAACAGAUCUGGUGCCGGUGGGACCUCGAUUCUUGAAUCAGCCCUCCAGUUUCUCAGACGUCCGCUCUGGCGGAAACGAUGGUUUGUGCUGGACAGAAAGCGCCGCCUUUUCUCCUACUACGCCAAUCGGACUGCCGCCACUUGCAGUCCUGCCAACAAGCCAAAGGGUACAUGGUGA